AUGCCAACAGUCUUACUCCCCUCGUCGGCCGCUGCCUUUGCGCCACGAUCCUCUCCCAAUGUCGUCCUCAACACCAAGGUGGAGUCUUGGUUGACCGCAACCUUGAAGCGGGUCAAUAGGGUCAAGCGACCUUUGAACAAUGUCACCCAACAUACAAGAUGCCUGACCGAGACGCUGUCGUCGCCCAACGCCAUUUGGACCCUAUGCUCCCUCAUGUUCCCCAAGGCCCCCGAGUCGGACCUCCGCCAGGAUGAGAACCCUCUCGUCGAGGGCCUGUUCAACUACCAGAUGAUCCAUAUGGAAGCGUACGUCGUGCAUGUCGACAUGGUCUCCCAGAAUGAAGUCGCCUUCAAAUUGACUCCCGAAACCAUCGAGUCCCUCGUCGACUUUCACAAGGAUAUCUACUCGGUCGAUGCUGCUGCCAAUACUUGGGACUGGUCGGAAAAAGCAAGUCAGUUGAAGAAGUUGCAGGAGGAAUUCGUCCAAGCCGCCAACAAGUUUGUCUACCGCACCAACGCCCAAGCGCUCGAAGGAUUGGAGGAAGACGGCGCAGGAGAACUGCUUGGUGGUCGCGGUGAGGAAGCAAAGGCUGCUAUCAUGGGCCUCUUUGUUCCAUUGCUUCCACCGCCUCCCCGGGUGGUUGACGUGAUGCGCCCUGCUCCCCUCUUACCAAGCUCGACCGGCCCAGAGACAUGGUGGCAAGACCCCAUGCAACAAGCUGCGCCUCUGGAGCCGUGGAAAGUACUUACAUCCAGCCCACCCACGACCAACAUUGCCGAUUCUAAUCUUAACCUGUGGGCCAGUUUGAGCGGCUUGGAUGAAGUUCAGCUCCCUUCCCCGACCCCGUCUUACACCCAGCCCUAUACCACCUCGCCGUACAACAUGACGCAGUACUAUAGCGCCCCGGAGACCUCUGCCGCCAUGGCCGCGCUUCCGUUACCGAGUAUGCUCAUUCAACCUUGCAGUACGAUGGCAGGUAUGAAUGGAUUUGGCUGGGGUGAUCGAUACCAGGAUUUCGCAUUGCCAUACGGGACAACGAUGUAA
This is a messenger RNA of Aspergillus wentii DTO 134E9, 1044 nucleotides long. RefSeq lists its product as uncharacterized. The record is from RefSeq and is a predicted model, not a curated record. NCBI's taxonomy places the organism in Eukaryota, Fungi, Ascomycota, Eurotiomycetes, Eurotiales, Aspergillaceae. The transcript has a single exon. The coding region runs from base 1 to 1044 and encodes 347 amino acids.